Molecule: messenger RNA, 1756 nt
Organism: Panthera uncia (snow leopard)
Lineage: Eukaryota; Metazoa; Chordata; Mammalia; Carnivora; Felidae
Gene: RPP21
Product: ribonuclease P/MRP subunit p21
Exons: 5
Coding region: 707-1141 (144 amino acids)
Biological process (GO): tRNA processing
Cellular component (GO): nucleolar ribonuclease P complex
Source: RefSeq, a predicted model, not a curated record
CCUUGGGUAGGGGUCUGGGGUAGGGGAGAGUUUCAGAGACAGGAGAUGCUGUCAAAAUUUCUGUGCUCCAGUACCUAAGACUAGGAGUUAGCUAGGAUCACCUACUAUGUGUCUAGCACUGCAUAACAGGAAGUGUUUUUUGGGUAAGUGGAAAGGAAUGGGAAUAAGCUGUACUUCCCUCCCUCCACCACCCUCAUGAUCCUUUCCAAUUUCACUCCCACCAGUACCAGUGCUUUUUUUGAAUGUAUAACUUCUGUUUCUUCAGUCUGUAGAUCUUCCAGGCAUCUAUCUACCUUUGGCUUGUGGAGAGUAGGGAAGAAGUUCUAGCAGGAAUACAUUGCAUAUAACCAUCUCCCCAGCCUAUCUACAUAAAGAGACCAGUCUUCUGUCCUGAAAAUAUUUCCUAGUUUAAGAUAAUCUCCUGUUCCACUAGCCUUUCCUACCUAGUACAGUUGAUCAUGGGCUUGAGGAAGACUAGAAGAAAGCCAAAAUUCAGAAAGGUGCCCUGGGCUUGGAUUGCAUGGAUGAGUAUGGGUUUACAAACAGCUGGGUCUGUGAGGCCACAGGGUGGCGCCAGAGUAAGGAUCUCCCUGAGAGAGGCCCAGGAACUACACUUCCCAGGAGGCCUUGUGCAGGCGCCCGAGACGGAGCUAUCGGAGGGGCAGGACCUGCGGACGCUCGUUUGUGAGGAGCUAGUGCAGCGUCGAUGGCUGGCCCAGUAAAGGACCGAGAGGCCUUCCAGAGGCUAAACUUCCUGUACCAGGCCGCCCACUGUGUCCUUGCGCAGGACCCCAAGAACCAGGCGCUGGCGAGGUUUUACUGCCACACGGAGAGGACCAUCGCAAAGCGGCUGGUCUUGCGGCGGGACCCCUCAGUGAAGAGGACCCUCUGUCGUGGCUGCUCUUCCCUUCUUAUCCCUGGUCUCACCUGCACCCAGCGUCAGAGACGAUGCAGGGGACAGCGCUGGACAGUACAGACCUGCCUGACAUGCCAGCGCAGCCAACGUUUCCUCAAUGAUCCUGAUCAUCUGCUCUGGGGAGACCGGCCUGAGGCCCAGCUGGGGAGCCAGGCAGGUGAGAGAUCCCAAAUCUCCACAACCCCUGCCAAACACAGCCCACCCCAUUCUAGCCCACCUCUGUGAGGAGAAAGUGCAGCAUGAGAGCUCCAGCCACCAGUGAUGGAUUCACCUUAUCUUCGAAAUAAAUAAAGUAUAUUGGUGUCUCACUUUGUGUGAUUCUGUGAGUAUUUCAGCUCUUCAUUCUAUUUUCCUCUGUUUCAGUUUGUAUUUCUCUGUCACUGGCUAACCUCUCUGUCUUUACCAUGUUCAUAUUCCUACAAUUUGGGGAGAUCCUGAUUUCUAUAAACCACUUGCCCACUGAGCAGCUUCCAUUUCCAGGAUACUGACCCCAGUGCUCCUUCAUCCCUGCUUCCUUAGUGUAAUGCCACAUUUGGAACUCAGGAUCCAGGGUUGUUGGCAAGAGCUUGAGCCUUCAUAGAAUAUUUUUUAUUUAGGUAGCCCUCACUGUUGACUAAAGGGCUAAACAGACUGCUGAUGCCACUGAUGUCGUUUUUAGACAAGGAAAAAAAGUUUAGGGGGUCAGAAUGGCUUCAGAUCCUCCAGGCUCACUCCAAGCUGAUCUUUCCCAAUCUCUUGGUUUUCUUCUAUAAAAUUCUAAUAUGAGAAGUGGUACAAACCUGAACAAGGUCAAAGGUGAUAACGAAAGGACAUUUGGUGGACAGUACACAACUGUGCCGC